Molecule: messenger RNA, 2796 nt
Organism: Ipomoea triloba (trilobed morning glory)
Lineage: Eukaryota; Viridiplantae; Streptophyta; Magnoliopsida; Solanales; Convolvulaceae
Product: receptor-like protein 48
Exons: 1
Coding region: 1-2796 (931 amino acids)
Molecular function (GO): protein binding
Source: RefSeq, a predicted model, not a curated record
AUGGGGUUUACCAAGAUUUUCAUGGUACUGCUUCUCUCAAACUUAUUGAUUAUAAAUUCAUUGGGUUUAUGUGUUGUAGACCAGAAGACUUCACUUCUCCAGAUACGAAGCAAUCUUUCUUAUUAUCCUUCAUCGUACAAAAAGGCAGUGCAAUGGGAUGAAAGAGUAGACUGCUGCAAAUGGGAGGGUGUGCGAUGCAAUGAUGCUGGAUUUGUUACUACUCUUGACCUCAGCAACGAGCCAAUCGACCAUGGAUUCAACGUGUCUCUCUUGCUCAAACUCAAAUCUCUUUCUGUUUUUAAGCUUGAUGGGAUCAAUUUCUCUGUUCCAUUCCCAGACUUCUUCUCAGAUUUCACCAAUCUCACUGUUUUGAGCCUUGUAGAUUGCUUCUUCAUUGGAACAGUCCCUCGGAAAUUAUUCCAGGUACCAACUCUGCAAACCAUUGACUUAUCUUACAGUGAAAUGCUUGAGGGUUCUUUGCCAGAAUUUCCAGAAAUUAAUGGAUCUCUUCAGACACUCAUACUCUCUAACACAAAGUUUUCUGGGAAUUUACCCGAGUCCAUUGGAAACCUCAGAAUGUUGUCUCAUUUAGACCUUUCACGCUGCAAUUUUGGAGGAUCAAUCCCUGCUUCUAUUGGAAAGCUUACCAAGCUUGCUCACUUGAACUUGGCUUGGAAUCUCUUUAGUGGUCCAAUUCCAUCUUUUAAGCUGUCCAAAAACCUCACUCUUGUAGACCUUUCUAAUAACCAAUUUGCAGGUGAAAUUCCUUUCUCUCACUGGGAUGGCCUUCACAAUCUUGAAAGUGUAUACUUGAAUAACAAUUCAUUUUCAGGGCCUAUCCCAGUUUCACUCUUUUCCCUUCCAUCACUUCAGAGCUUGUAUCUUUCCAUGAACAAAUUUUCUGGCCGAAUAAUUGAUUUGCAGAAGAAUGUGAGUUCUCCACUGAGAGGUCUUGAUUUGGGGAGCAACAACUUGGAAGGGCCGAUACCCUCGUUCUUGUUUCAACUUCAGAAUCUUUCAUCUCUCUCACUUUCUUCAAACAAAUUCAAUGGUACUGUGCAUCUCGCCGACUUUAAAAUUGUUGAAAACUUUUACUUUCUUGAUCUCUCCUAUAACAACUUGGUAGUUGAGACAAACAUAAGUGAAGCUCAACUUCCCUUCUUUUCUCAAUUUCAAAGACUGACAUUAGCCUCCUGCAAUCUGCAACACAUUCCUGAUUUUCUGAAAAACCAAUCUACACUGGCAAUGUUAGAUCUCUCCAGCAACAACAUGAGUGGAGAAAUUCCUAACUGGGUAUGGGGAAUCAAUCAUGGGCUUGUCCGCUAUCUCAAUCUUUCUCACAAUCGUUUUACACGCCUCCAAGAGCCAGUGGAAUAUGGUCUUCUUGAUUACCUUGAUCUACAUUCUAAUCUGCUAAGUGGAAAGAUUCCACCAUUGCCAGGUUCAGCAGCUUAUUUGGACCUCUCCAACAAUCAUUUCUCCUCCACAAUACCUCUUGACAUUGGUAAUCAACUCCCAAAUGUUCGCUUCUUUUCCAUUGCCAACAAUAGAGUCAGUGGAAGAAUCCCACCUUCAUGGUGCCAUGCAGCCCUUCUUGAAGUGCUCGACUUGUCCAACAACUCUCUGCAAGGCACAAUCCCAUCAUGUCUGGCUCAAAAUAACAGCAACCUUGGUGUAAUCAAUCUUAAAGGAAACCGUUUAAGCGGCGAGAUACCACAAGUGUUUCUGCAAAGCUGUUCUUUGGAGACAUUGGAUCUCAGCCAGAAUUUCUUCAAAGGGCGGCUUCCUCCAUCCUUGGUGAACUGCACAAAGCUUAAGGUCUUAAAUCUUGGAAACAAUGGAAUAAGUGAUACCUUUCCUUGUUGGCUCAAUAACAUGUCAAAUCUGCACAUCCUUGCAUUACGUUCUAAUAAAUUUCAUGGAAGUAUCUCUUGCCCUAGCCAUGGUGUAAAUAACAGUUGGCCAAGCUUAAAGGUCAUUGACCUAGGCUCCAAUAAUUUCAGUGGAAUCCUACCAGCCAAUUUGUUCUUGGAACUAAAAGCUAUUGUGGUUGAUCAGAAUGAAGCAAAGACAGAGGUUGACUACUUGCACUUCACUUCAGAUAUUGGGAAUGUUUACUAUGCAGACUCAAUCUCACUUUCUCUAAAAGGACAUGAAGGUUACAAAUUAGACAAAAUUCUGUCUAUCUUCACUUCUAUUGAUUUUUCAAAUAACCAAUUUCAAGGGAACAUACCAGAGAGUGUUGGAGAGCUUAAACUGCUUCAUCUCCUUAAUAUUUCUCACAAUGCCCUCACUGGUAAUAUUCCUCCAUCUCUUGAAAACUUGAAAGCUUUGGAAGCACUAGACCUCUCAUUCAAUAGCCUAACAGGAAAUAUCCCGGACCAGCUUGUGAGCCUAACCUUGUUGUCAUUCAUAAACUUAUCUCACAACCAACUUGUUGGAAUGAUUCCACAAGGCAAACAAUUUAAUACCUUCGGGGAAAGCUCGUUCGUGGAAAACAAGGGGCUAUGUGGAUUCCCACUUCAUGUGUCUUGUAGUGGCGAUAAAGAACCAGCAUCUCCAGUACUGCAAGAACUAGAGGAGGAAGAAUCAUCUGACUAUGCUGAGAUCUACACCGGCAUUGGCUUAGGAUUUGUUGGGGGUUUAGGAGGAAUCUUUGUGCCACUUUUGCUGUCCAGAAAAUGGAGAUCAUAUUAUAACAAGAAGAUCGAUGGAAUUCUUUCAAAGAUACUUGACGGUAAUAACGUGUUACCGGAUAUAUUAUUUUGGUAUUUGAAUGUUUUAAUACAAAGUUGA